GCCCGGUCGACCCGCACACACCCUCCCCGCUGCUUCUUCCGCCUCCUCCACCACCGACACGCACGCACGCACGCACGCACGCACGCGCGUGCACGCCCCUCAAGGGUUUCAGACGCACAGCAUGCCUCCGUUCGAAAAAACCCAGCUGCAGAACAAACCGUUCAAACUGAGGAAGAGCUUCGCUGUGAGGAAACAAGAAGUGGCGGGGAUCAGGUCGAAAUUCCCCAAUAAAAUCCCGGUCAUCAUUGAACGGUACGAGAGGGAGAAUUAUCUUCCUCCUCUGGAUAAAACCAAGUUCCUGGUGCCGCACGAACUCACCAUGACCCAGUUCGUCACCAUCAUCAGGAACAGGAUGGCGCUGCUCCCGUCUCAGGCCUUCUACCUGCUCAUCAACAACAGCGGGAUGGCCAGCAUGUCCCUCACCAUGGCUCAGGUGUACAAGGACCACCAGGACGAGGACGGCUUCCUCUACAUGACCUACGCCUCGCAGGAGAUGUUCGGGCAAUGACGCCGCCGACCGUUUUUAGGGCCUCGCAACUGCUGUAAAUAGAAGAGAAUAUUGUGUGUGUAUCUAUUGUGACGUUUGUAGACUAUGUUUGUUUUGAAGAUGGAUUUUAAUUAAACUACGUGGAUCCAAUAAAUCUUGAGUAUAGAAUUGAGU
Molecule: messenger RNA, 661 nt
Organism: Pungitius pungitius (ninespine stickleback)
Lineage: Eukaryota; Metazoa; Chordata; Actinopteri; Perciformes; Gasterosteidae
Gene: map1lc3c
Product: microtubule-associated protein 1 light chain 3 gamma
Exons: 4
Coding region: 122-508 (128 amino acids)
Biological process (GO): autophagosome assembly; cellular response to nitrogen starvation; autophagy of mitochondrion
Cellular component (GO): autophagosome; cytosol; autophagosome membrane
Molecular function (GO): ubiquitin protein ligase binding
Source: RefSeq, a predicted model, not a curated record